This is a messenger RNA of Anopheles funestus (African malaria mosquito), 1233 nucleotides long. RefSeq names its product serine/threonine-protein phosphatase 6 catalytic subunit (gene PpV). Gene Ontology annotation, molecular function: protein serine/threonine phosphatase activity. The record is from RefSeq and is a predicted model, not a curated record. NCBI's taxonomy places the organism in Eukaryota, Metazoa, Arthropoda, Insecta, Diptera, Culicidae. Gene Ontology annotation, cellular component: cytoplasm. The transcript has 4 exons. Gene Ontology annotation, biological process: peptidyl-serine dephosphorylation; G1/S transition of mitotic cell cycle. The coding region runs from base 158 to 1072 and encodes 304 amino acids.
UUCUUGACAGCAGAUGUCAUCAGAAGAAGAGAAGGGGUGACUCGCAUUGUGUUGUUUCUGCACAGAAGUUGGCCCCCGUAUCAUCGUAGCGAUAAACCCUUCAAAACGGUCAGCAAACUACCCCCCUCCGUAUCAAGUAUUUCGCCAACACGGAGCCAUGGCUUCGGAACUGGACCAGUGGAUAGAGAUCGCAAAGCAGUGCAAAUAUCUGCCGGAAAAUGAUCUCAAAAAGCUGUGCGAUAUCGUAUGCGAGCUACUGAUGGAGGAAUCAAACGUGCAGCCCGUCAGCACACCCGUCACCGUUUGCGGCGAUAUUCAUGGACAGUUCUACGAUCUAGAGGAAUUGUUCCGCACCGGUGGCCAUGUACCAGACACGAAUUACAUCUUUAUGGGAGAUUUCGUUGACCGAGGAUAUUACAGUCUGGAAACGUUUACGCGUUUGCUUACGUUGAAGGCACGGUAUCCGAACAAAAUUACGCUGCUACGAGGGAACCACGAAUCACGCCAAAUCACCAAAGUGUACGGUUUUUAUGAUGAAUGUUACACGAAGUAUGGUAACGCUAGUCCGUGGAAAUAUUGUUGUAGAGUGUUUGAUCUUCUUACAAUAGCGGCGAUAAUUGAUAAUGAAGUGCUCUGCGUUCAUGGUGGCCUUAGCCCAGAGAUCAAAACGCUCGAUCAGAUUCGAACCAUUAACCGCGAUCAGGAGAUACCGCACAAGGGCGCGUUCUGUGAUCUGGUUUGGUCCGAUCCGGACGACAUAGACACCUGGGCGGAAAGUCCACGUGGUGCUGGCUGGCUGUUUGGGUCGCUUGUGACGAGUGAUUUCGUUGAAAUCAAUAACCUGAGCCAAAUUUGCCGGGCACAUCAGCUGGUUCACGAGGGCAUCAAUUACCAAUUCAAUCGCACACUGGUGACGGUAUGGUCGGCACCAAACUACUGCUACCGCUGCGGUAACGUUGCCUCAAUACUAGACUUUACGGAUAUCAGCGACCCGCAGGUGAAAAUAUUUAAAGCCGUCCCGAACGAAGAGCGCGUCAUACCAAGCCAGCGCAUUACGCCUUAUUUCUUGUAAAUACGGGAUGAUAUCCUGCUGCCCCCGGAACCUUCGGUGAACAUUUUUUUUUCUAUGAAACCGAAGCUUCACGCAUUACUCUUCAGUUAUUAACGUAUUUUGCACAAUAAAAAUAUCAAACUUCCUAGAAGCGAAACGACAGUGACAUUUAACACGUAAAA